Aureobasidium uvarum is the source of this 984-nucleotide messenger RNA. The record is from the annotation of a GenBank genome assembly. NCBI's taxonomy places the organism in Eukaryota, Fungi, Ascomycota, Dothideomycetes, Dothideales, Saccotheciaceae.
AUGUCUGAACGCGAUGCUCUGUCUUCUCGAGCAAUUCCGUUCAUGGAACUCUCGGAUGGAACAAAUGCUUCGUUGACUGCUGCUCCCCCACCGCUACCUCAUUAUCUGAAUGCCGAAGGAAGAGCUAUGGCUCGAUUCGCCGUCGAGGGCAAUGCUAUCAGUACGUACAUCCAACUGUUGCUGCUCAAUCAUGAAUCAAAUCAGAGCAAAUGGAAAUCAACAAAUACUGAUCUAUUGAGCANNGUCACCGGAGGAGCCGGAACACUCGCCCUAGCAGCCGCACGAGCACUCCUCGAACACGGGCUUUCCAACCUCUUCCUCUUCGACCUACGCUCUACUUUUGACUCCUCGGAGGAUGCAAUCGAAGCUCUACACCACGAUUUCCCUUCUGCAAAGAUCAUCACCGAAGCCGUUGACGUUACAGACGCGGACAAUGUGACGCGUGCUUUUUCUGCUGCUGCCACCAGAGGAUCCAUUGAUAUGUUACUUUGCUUUGCAGGUGUUGUGGGUUGUUUACACGCCAUGGACAUGACUGCUGCACAAUGGAGGAGAACACUCGAUAUCAACACCACCGGUUCGUUUUUGUGUGCUCAAGCUGCUGCCAAGCACAUGAAGGAUCAAGGCACCGGUGGCAGUAUCGUGUUUACGGCAUCAAUCUCUGGGCACCGUGUCAAUUUUCCUCAACCUCAGGUUGCGUAUAAUGUCUCCAAAGCUGCUGUCAUUGCCAUGAAAAACAGUCUUGCGGCCGAGUGGGCGAGGUUUGGUAUCAGGGUCAAUUCUAUUUCGCCGGGGUAUAUGGAUACAGUGUUGAAUGAGGGGCAAGGCUUGGAGGAAGCGAGAAAUAUCUGGGCGAGCAGGAAUCCGAUAGGGAGAAUGGGGGCUGUAGGUGAGUUGGAUGGGGUGGUGGUGUUGUUGUGUUCAGGGGCGGGGAGUUAUAUCAACGGAGCUGAUUUUGUGGUUGACGGUGGUGCUACUGUUUUCUAG